GGAACCACACUUCCAUAUUUGUCUUGUUGGGGCCUGGUAGAUUACAAAUAGUGAACAAAAGAAUCUGAGUAGAAUCAGAAAAACUACAUUCCAUAUUGAACUACAGUUCCCAUACGUCGGUGGGCGUGGCCAGACUGAUACGUCACAACACGCCUUAAUGUCUCCAUCGGUCCUCUUCUGUGAACUGUUGCAAACAAGUUGUGCUUGGAUCUUGGAGGACACUGCAACUGAUCGCAGACAAACAUAACUACGAGACCAGAGUGCAAGUGGGUCCCUGGAAAAAAAACAAAACAUCCCAUGACUCACAGAACAGAGGCUCCAGAACCCAUCCUCUGAACAGCACAAGACAUGUACCAAGUUGUACCAGGAGGAGCGGGGGGCACAAUUACAGAUGUUCUCCCCAAGCAGAAACACCACAAAGAUACCAGACCCUUAGUCGGAGCGGGAGUAAUCGGCCUGGUGUUGGUGAUUGCAGCAGUGACAGCAUGGUGUUACUACAUAGCCUCUCUACGCAAAGCUGAAUUGCUUAAGACUCAGCUGCUGGAUUUGAACAAAGAUGGCUACAUUAUCCGCAACCAGGGCGGGUCGAUUGUUUUCAGAAUGGAUUUCAGGUCAGGAACGCUGGAUUUGGAUUCAUGUUCUAAAGAAGGAGAAAUUCUGAGCUGUGGACGCACAACUGAUAGAAAACUGAACUUCUUCAUUGAAACUGUGCGACCUAAAGACACUGUGCAAUGCUAUCGUGUGCGCUGGGAGGAACUUGUUCCAGACAUUCCGGUUGAGCAUGCUAUGACAUACAAGUUUGCACACUGGUAUGGUGGUGCAGUGUCAGCAAUUCAGCACUGGCCUAUUUCCAUUUCUGGUCAACAGGCUCCUAAACCCUUUGUUACUAGUGACAUCUACUCGAACCGCAACGAAUUUGGUGGAAUUUUGGAGAGUUACUGGCUAUCAUCCAAUGCAACGGCAAUCAAAAUCAAUAAUUCUGUGCCCUUCCACCUUGGCUGGAAUGACACAGAGAAGACCAUGUACUUUCAAGCAAGAUACAAUGACAGUCCCUUUAAACCUAAUCCAGGAGAGGCGCCGUGUGCGGAACUUAGCUACAGAGUGUGCGUAGGUCUGGACGUAACAUCAAUUCACAAAUACAUGGUCCGCAGAUACUUCAAUAAACCAAACAAAGUGCCUGCCAAAGCUAUGUUUCGCCAUCCCAUUUGGUCGACCUGGGCGCUACAUAAAACUGACAUUGACCAGGAGAAACUGCUGACAUAUGCCGCCAACAUCCGCAAGAAUAACUUCAACUGUAGCCACUUGGAGCUAGAUGACCGCUACACCAGCCGCUAUGGGGAUUUUGAGUUUGACACAAUAAAAUUCUCAAAUGCCUCAGCUAUGUUCCAGAAGCUAAAAACAGAUGGGUUUCUGGUUUCGUUGUGGAUUCACCCUUUUGUUAACUAUGAUUCAAAAAACUUCCACACUUGUGUAGAGAGAGGGCUCUUUGUUCGAGAACCGACUGGUCGACUUCCUGCCUUGGUGCGCUGGUGGAAUGGCAUUGGCGGAGUUUUGGACUUUACAAAUCCAGAAGCUCGUGAAUGGUUUUCUUCUCAGCUACGUUUGCUACGCUCCAUGUAUGGGGUGUCGUCUUUUAAAUUUGACGCAGGGGAAACAAAUUACUUACCAUGGAAAUUCAGCACUCGGACACCCAUUCGAGACCCAAGCUUUUUCACAAGACGUUAUACAGAGAUGGCAAUUCCUUACAAUGAUAGAGCUGAGCUGCGCAGUGGCUAUCAGUCUCAGAACAUUUCCUGCUUCUUUAGACCUAUUGACAGAGACUCUGUGUGGGGCUAUGAGUUGGGACUGAAAUCUCUUAUUCCCACGGUGCUCACCAUCAGCAUUCUUGGUUAUCAGUUCAUUCUGCCAGACAUGAUAGGAGGGAAUGCCUAUCUGAAUCGCACAGAUGGAAAUCGUGUAUUACCUGAUCGAGAACUUUAUAUCCGUUGGCUGGAGCUGUCAGCCUUCAUGCCGUCCAUGCAGUUCUCCAUUCCACCAUGGGAAUACGACAACGAGGUGGUUGAAAUUGCUCGGAAAUACACAGCCCUCCAUGAGAGUAUUGUGGCGCCACGAGUCCUGGAGCUGGCCGGGGAGGUGCUAGACACCGGGGACCCGAUUAUACGGCCCUUGUGGUGGAUUGCCACAGGAGAUGAGACAGCCUAUAAAAUCGACUCCCAGUUCCUGAUUGGCGAUGACCUCAUGGUCGCACCAGUUUUAGAGCCUGGAAAGCAGGAGCGUGACAUCUAUCUACCUGCUGGCCGAUGGAGAAGCUACAAGGGGGAGAGAUAUGAUAUCAAGGAACCACUGCACCUAACAGACUAUCCCAUAGACCUGGAUGAAAUUGCUUACUUUGUUUGGGUAUAGAAUGGAAGCAACACAAAGCUGAACAGGCUGGUUAGAUGUUUGAAAUGCUUGGCAGGAGAGAAUGUAUGAAAAGGUUUUUACUCUUCUGUAGAAGAAUUUUAAAGACUUUUUAAAAGAACAUAUCCUUUUUUUGAGGCGGAAAACCACCUCGUACAAGUCACAUAGUAUAGGAAUGAAUAUGUUCAAAGGGAAUCUGAAGACUGAACUGAAUCAGGCAUGAUUGCCAGUGUAUGCCAUAAAGUUGUUAUGUUUGAGAAUAUCACAGCAUUUAGAAGUUAAAGUGAGGCGUGCAGAUUGUAUAUUGGAAGCAUGAUGGAGGAUCUGCCAUUACUGAGUCAACUUGUUGGCUAUAUAAACAUAUUUUAAUGACUGAGCAGUUCUACUUUCCUCUGACACUAAUGACUCUUCUCAUUUGCUCUGAGAUACUUUUCAGGUCAUCAAAUCAGAUGUUGUGCUUCACUUGCCAGAAUGAAUACUUAAAGUUUAAUCAUUACAAACUGCAUGUGGGCUUUUGUGACACAAAGUGUCAUGUAACUACUCUUAGUCCAGAAGAAGAUGCCUUUUAUUAGGCACUAAAUAUUUAAUAUUGUUCCUCAGGUAACUGCUUUCUCAGGUUGUGUGUUUGAUGCGUCUUUUAAAUGUUUGCUAUGCUUUGCUGGGUCUGAAAACAGUUCAACAGUUCACAAAGGCAGUGAAAAAACAUUUUCAAGCACAUUCAGAAACAGCAAAUAUUUCUUUAAAGAUGUUUUGUUUUUUGAAACCUAGAGUACUCAUGAUCUAAAUUCUAUGAAUGACAUUAUUUUUAUAUAUAAAUAUAAGCUAUUAAUUAUAUCCAUUUAAAGGUACAAUGUGAUUUUAUUUGUCUUUAAAAAAAAGCUUUUUUUUUUUUUUUUUUACUGUUUUUAGCCUAUAUAGGAAAUAGUGUCCCACCAGUGCCUUGGAAUUUUAUUUCUUGUGACCAUGAUGUUUUCUGUGGUGUAGCUACGAACACCCCAAAAUUGCUAAAUUGUGUAUUAUUGUCUACGGUCAAAUACCAAUCUUCUCAAUGUACUUGCAGUAUAUUCCUUUGAGUGUCUAAUUCAGAACCUCAGAAGAAUUUAAUAAUAAUAUUGAUAUUGAAUAGCUACUGGUUACAAGUAAAAACCUAACACGUACACCUAUAAAAACGUCCACAACCUAUGCUCCUGUAAUGUUCCUGUUGAAUUGUGUGUGUUUUUAACAUCUUUCUGUCUGCUUUGUAUUCAUUAGUGCUGACUCUGUGUGAGUUGACAUGUGGUUUCCACAUUGACCUCAGUGGGUUUUGCUCGUGCCUUUUGACAUAGUUUCAUCAUAACAACACCUAUUUAUGGGUCAGGCCAGACGAAAGCUAUUUCUGUCUCAGACAGGCUUCAUGGCAAGACACAGAGGCUGUAUCUCCAACUGAAUGUUUCUAAACUGGUGUCUCAACCUAGUGUGUGUUCUAAGUUACAGUCACUGAAUUGUAACAUUUGCACAUGACUGAAAGAAAUAAUUAAAUUCAGGAGUUAUGUGUGAUUAUAUUUGAAUGUAUUAAAGAAAAACAAGUUGAA
Sphaeramia orbicularis (orbiculate cardinalfish) is the source of this 3971-nucleotide messenger RNA. It is a transcript of the gene myorg, whose product is annotated as myogenesis regulating glycosidase. The transcript is spliced from 3 exons. The record is from RefSeq and is a predicted model, not a curated record. NCBI's taxonomy places the organism in Eukaryota, Metazoa, Chordata, Actinopteri, Kurtiformes, Apogonidae. Gene Ontology annotation, molecular function: hydrolase activity, hydrolyzing O-glycosyl compounds. Bases 349 to 2403 code for a protein of 684 amino acids. Gene Ontology annotation, biological process: carbohydrate metabolic process; skeletal muscle fiber development.